AUGCAUAGCCUCAACUGCAUUUCAACGUCUCUUGCUUUUCGAGUUAUGCCCUACAAAUGCUCGGGACCGCAACCUCCCAUAUCGGUAGACCCCGACAUCACUGGUCAAGGGGUAAUUGCAAACUAUGUCGCAACAGCCGGUAUUGCAGUGCUGCUCAUUAUCAUACACUUCUUCGUGGUUUACGAACCAGCUCUGGAUCCGUUUAGGAAGACAGAUUACCCUUUAAACCAGUCAUAUCGUCCCAACCCAAUAGACACAAUAAUCCUGCGGACCGUGCGACGUAUACCUAAGCGGUUGAUGGGCGCUCGCAAGGUCCGCGUUAAUUCCCAAGUCGGGAAAGGCUUUACUGAGUGCAUCCUUGCAAUGAGUGACCUCCAAAUUGUAACUGGACUCUCGAUACUCAUAAGUGGGUAUACGCAACUUCCACAGGGCCUUUCAUCCUUCCACUGGAUGGUUAUCGUCGAUCUGGCCUGGUUUUCUAGUCUUACUCAUUUGGCGUGUCUGACACUUCUCCGAAACCAUCUGUACAACCAUUCGAUCCAGCGCAUAUGGAGACUGCUUUGUAUGGCUGUUCUGGUCAUACUCCUGACUGUGGCGCUCUCAUUCACGGGUGGGUAUGAUUGGACUUCCUUGCAUAGGUCCGACUCUGUCAACGAAGACAUGGCAUUCAGUGUCAUUAGACCCGCGAGGUGCCAGAUGGGCUCUGGUCCGAGAUCAACCGUGACGUACUACGCAAUGGUUUUCUCCAUACUGCUGAUGGUGUUUGGGUUUGUGGCCCGUAUAGUCAAAUCGCAUAAGACUAUUUCCGUGGGUGUAUGCGGAAAAGCUAGAGCUAAGCUCGGCAUGCAAGCGCGUCGUUUGUUAAGCAUCGCUUUCAGUUGGUGCUGUUUCGGUAGCUCCCGCAAGAGCCUGAAACGUACGCUUUUCUACCGUCCUCUGCUGACGACCUUUUUCGUGGCACGUCUCUUCCUAGAUGGGUGGUCCUCGAUGUUUCUAGAAGUGUCCUGGCUAGUAGCCGGGUUCGCUUGGGGUACCAUCCGUCUAUUCGGAGUGCUGGGAAUCGUUGGGAGACAUGUGUAUGAAAACAACAGGAUCUCAGGAUUUACAAUGGUACAGGACUCUGAUGAGAGAGAAGCCGGCUGGGGGUUUGGACAGGUCGUGGCCCUCGUUUUACUGCUUGCGCCUCUGAUCACAAUCGUCAAGUACUUCACUCACGAUGACGAACAACCCGAGAUAGCCACAAGCUACAGUGCAUCAUCCCACUUUGAGUCCCAGCCGAUGAGUCCGAAUACUUCCACGCAUGGAACCUCUAGGAAGGCAGAUGAUCCCGACAGCAACUUGGAUGAUCAUGUCCAGACUCUCGGCGCAGUAAUACUUUAUUUCCUGCUCAUGUGCCUUCUCAUGUUGGUCCUUGUCUGCUACGCGAGCAACACGCCCAACCUCCUAGACGGGCUGAAAUCCUUUUCCCUACCUAUUGCCAUUGCAUUGGUUGGUAUCUGGGGGGUUGUUCUUUUCUCAUUGACAAUUGAAUUUGAUCUGUCCCAUAUACCUUUACGGUUCCAAAGACUCCUGCACAUGGUCAAUAUUCUGUUUUUUAUAUUUAGUGCGUUCUUCGCCCCUUUGCGAGGAACGAUGCAAAAGAAUUGGGUUGGCACUUACUCGUUCUUGCUAUUCGCCGCUGGGUUUUAUAUCUUGUGUGCUGUCUUCUAUCGGAUUCAUGGUACCUCUUGA
Molecule: messenger RNA, 1731 nt
Organism: Penicillium mononematosum
Lineage: Eukaryota; Fungi; Ascomycota; Eurotiomycetes; Eurotiales; Aspergillaceae
Exons: 5
Coding region: 1-1731 (576 amino acids)
Source: RefSeq, a predicted model, not a curated record